Molecule: messenger RNA, 6824 nt
Organism: Coregonus sp. 'balchen'
Lineage: Eukaryota; Metazoa; Chordata; Actinopteri; Salmoniformes; Salmonidae
Source: the annotation of a GenBank genome assembly
GCAUGUUCGACCAAUAGGCUGUCUCUCAUCUCGCCGAAAGAAAGCCGACAGCAGCCGAACGCUCGGGAGUUUACGGAUUUGUCAAAGACAGAAGUCCUGAGACGCAACAUGUUUAAGACUGGCAGAACCCCACUCGUCCUUCUCGACGUUACCUGCCUUAUCCUCGGUAUGUAGCCUACGUACCAUACUGUUGUUGUUGGCAGUGUCAAGGCCUAUAGUUCCCUUUUCUGUGAGAAGUUAUUCUGCACUAGCCCACUGCAGCCUAAACACCAGUCCUACUGAGGUAUCUCUUUAUUACAGCUCUAUUGCAAAUAUGCUUUGCUUAGGUGCAUGGGUAACUAACAAUCAGUGUCUAUGUCUGUGAAUGAAUGGGUGUCCUAUUCCGCUGCUGAUCCAUUCCAGUGAUCAUCCACUAGAGAUAGGCUACACUGCUGUGGUCAAUAUCACUGUUAUAAUAGCAUACAAGACAACACACAGUAAGACUGUAUAAUAUAAUAACCAGGAGUUUUUCCUUACCAUGUCUUGACCAGGUAAUAACUUUGUGCUCUAGUUUUAGCUAGGCUAUAACUUAGCUUAUAACCUUACAUAGCAUGCAUAGGAAAACGCCUGAGCAGAGUCCCCACUUCCGUUUUUCAGGGGAAACAAAAGUUAUGUUGAAAAUACUAUAUACCUGAAAAAAAAGAAACAUCCACUUUCAUAACCUAUAGCCUAUAUUGUAUGAGAUCAUUCAGACCCGCAAGGUUUAUUUGAAUAUAGCCUUCUGGUUGUGUAUUAAACAAGAGAGUCAGAGGGGUAGAUCUUGGGUUCAGUUAUUACAUUUGACCAGAACAUGAUCAUGCCAUUAUCAGUAGUUUUCCCCCCUGGGUUUAUACACUGAGUGUACAAAACAUUAGGAACAGCUAUGUCAUGCUCUUUUCAUUGACAUAGAUUGACCAGGUGAAUCCAGGUGAAAGAUAUGAUCCCUUAUUGAUGUCACUGAUUUGAGUGUGUCAAGAACUGCAACGCUGCUGGGUUUUUCACACUCAAAAGUUUCCAGUGUGUAUCAUAAAUGGUCCACCAUCCAAAGGACAUCCAGCCAACUUGACACAACUGUUGGAAGUAUUGGAGUCAACAUGGGCCAGCAUCCCUGUGGAAUGCUUUCGACACCUUGUAGAGUCGAUGCCCCGAGGAAUUGAGCCUGUUCUAAGGUCAAAAGGCUGUGCAAAAUAAAAAUUGGGGGGAAGGUGUUCCUAAUGUUUUGUACACUCAGUGUCUGUCUAAAGUGUAUAUGAGUGAUUCUCAAAUUGGGGUACAUUUUUGUGUCCCUCGACUGCAAAGAUGGAGUCUUCAGGGGUGGACUUAGUGAUUUGGAGGCCUCAGGCAGAAGCCUACCUUUCAUCAAGGAUACUCAUGUGUAUCCUACCACGGAGGAGUUUCGAAAUCUUCCACACCCCCUUUGAAUCAGCUUUUGUUUUGUCAGAGGAUAAAAACAUGCACACAUUUAAAAAUAAUAUGCUACUUAUUUUUGUAAUCUAUAAAAUGUAUUGUAUUCUACCAUGACAUAGUUCCUGUGCAUUGUUUCACAUGAUAUGAUUGCAAGUGUGACUUUCAUUUAAAUUAAACUGCAGCAAUGAAGCGCUUUCAGAGCGGGACAGAGAAAAUAAAAAAAAAGAAGAUUUUAACAGAAAAAUGACCUACAGUGGCUUCAGAAAGUAUUCACACCCCUUGACUUUUUCCACAUUUUGUUGUGUUACAACCUGAAUUUGAAAUUGAUUAAAUUGAGAUGAUGUGUCACUGGCCUACACACAACACCCCAUAAUGUCAAAGUGGAAUUAUGUUUAUAGACAUUUUUACAAAUUAAUUAAAAAUGAAAAGCUGAAAUGUCUUGAAUCAAUAAGUAUUCAACCCCUUUGUUAUGGGUUCAGGAGUAAAAAUAUGCUUAACAAGUCACAUAAUAAGUUGCAUGGACUCACUCUGUGUGCAAUAAUAGUGUUUAACAUGACUUUUGAAUGACUACCUCAUCUCUGUACCCCACACAUACAAUUAUCUGUAAGGUCCCUCAGUCGAGCAGUGAAUUUCAAACACAGAUUCAACCACAAAGACCAAGGUUUUCCAUCGCCUUGCAAAGAAGGCCACCGAUUGGUAGAUGGGUAAAAAAAAAGGAGAGAUUGAAUAUCCCUUUGAGCAAGGUGAAGUUAUUAAUUACAUUUUGGAUUGUGUCAAUACAACCAGUCACUACAAAUAUACAGGCGUCCUUCCUAACUCAGUUGCCAAAGAGGAAGGAAACCGCUCAGGGAUUUCACCAUGAGGCCAAUGGUGACUUUAAAACAGUUACAGAGUUUAAUGGCUGUGAUAGGAGAAAACUGAAGAUGGAUCAACAACAUUGUAGUUACUCCACAAUACUAACCUAAUUAACAGAGUGAAAAGAAGGAAUCCUGUACAGAAUACAAAUAUUCCAAAACAUGCAUCCUGUUUGCAAUAAGGCACUAAAGUUAAACUGCUUAAAAUGUGGCAAAGAAGUUAACUUUAUGUUCUGAAUACAAAGCGUUAUGUUAUGUUUUGGGGCAAAUCCAACACAACACAUCAUUGAGUACCACUCUUCAUAUUUUCAAGCAUGGUGGUGGCUGCAUCAUGUUAUGGGUAUGCUUGUCAUCGGCAAGGACUAGGGAGUUUUUUAAUGAUAACAAUUAAUGGAAUAGAGCUAAGCACAUGCAAAAUCCUAAAGAAAAUCUGGUUCAGUCUGCUUUCCAACAGACACUGGGAGAGAAAUUCACCUUUCAGCAGAACAAUAACCUAAAACACAAGGCCAAAUAUACACUGGAGUUGCUUACCAAGACGACAUUGAAUGUUCCUGAGUAGCCUAGUUACAGCUUUGACUUAAAUCAGCUUGACAAUCUAUGGCAAGACUUGAAAAUGUCUGUCUAGCAAUGAUCAACAACCAACUUGACAGAGCUUGAAGAAUUCUAAAAAUAACAAUGUGCAAAAUUGUACAAUCCAGGUGUACUUACCUAAUCAAGAUAUAUUAGUGUUUUAUUUUUCAUUAUGGUAAUUUUUUCUCUCUCACUUUGACAUGACAGACUAUGUUGUGUAGAUCAUUGUCAAAAAAUGACAAUUAAAUCCAGCGUAGCGUCUGUAGGCCUCAAGCGGGAAAAUUAUUAAUUAUUAUUUGUAAUUAUGUCCAGCUCACGAAGCCCCUUAAUGAUGUGUGGCCUGAGGCAAAUGGUAAGUCCGCAACUGGUCUUGAUCUAAACUCGGUUUGGAUAUGGGUCUUGAUACUCUGGGUAAGGGUCUUGGUCGCAUUUAAUGGUUUUUCGACAAGACCAUCGUUUUUGUAGUCUCUGUACUCAUGUUGUCAACACUGAGUACUGUGUCUUGACAAUACUUGUCAGAGUUAUGUGACUAAGUAGUUGUGAGACAACACAAACAUUUCUUAUUUUUAUGAUGUUUUAAGAUAGUUGACCUGGGUCUGGUCUGGUCUUGUUCUUUUCACAGAGUUCUGGUUUUGAUUCCAUCUCUGCUCAAUGACAUAAACAAACUUAUUUUUCUCAUACUAUAGUAGUGUUAUACUGUCAUUCAUUACACAAAAUCACAAAAUCCUGCACCAUCUUUAGUUACACAAAAAGAAUGAGCAAAAACAAGAAACAACUCAAACCUCUAAAAAACAGUGUUUUGGUGAUUACCCUUUGGCCAAAUCCCUAUAUUUCAGAUCAUGAUCCUAAGAAUAAGGCUAAACUGAUCCUAAAUAUGUGUCUACGUGCAACGUGGAGCACUUUUAAAACCCUUGGAGCAAUGUUCUAUGCUGGAAUUAUUCUGGAAUUUUUUUCACCCUUUGUGAUCAAUUAGAAGCAGUCAGAAUGUUUAACAAAGAUGGCAUAUGGUGUCCAUACUCCCCAACAUAACAGGACAAGCUCUAAUCAAAGACCUGUGACUGCUAGUUAUCUCAUUUUGGCUGGAAUCUGCUGACGUAGUGGAAUGUGCCUUACUGGCCAGAAUCAGGACAGAGGGUGGAAUGGAUAGCUAAUUAAAGCACUCCUAUUCACGUACACUCUAAUGCUUAGAACAAUGAAUGGUUGUGUAACCUGCUUGAUUCAAACAGGAAAUGAAGUGAAGUUACUGUAUCUUUGAAGAGAGGAAGUGGGUUGAAUAGAAGGAUAUAUUAAGAAACAGCAAACCUACUUUGAACUUACAAAAUACUUGAAGUUUAAAUACUGUUAAACUUCGAAGCUGAUGAACACUAACACUGUGAAUUGGAAACAGUGGGCCGUACUAGUGUAUGUAGCCUUCUGCGCUGUACAAAUUAAUGAUACAAGAGAGACAGAAAGAGAUAUCAAGAUAUCAAGACAUGGAAUUCUACUGCCACUCUUUUGAACUUUUUUUUCAGCAUUUGCUUUCACUGUCUGCAUUCACUACUCCUGGGCCACAGCAGCACCCCCACAAACUAUUCUAUAUUUUUCUGUUAGUGUGGUUGAGAAUGCCAGGCUUCUGACAUUGGUUACCAAUGGGUAAUAUCCCAUUGGUAUCACAUUGGAUAGUUAUGCCUAGAUUUCCAUAUUUCUCUUGGUAAAGGCCUAAUGUUGUGGACAGUGAAUUAAAGGGCGAGAUAGAAAUCAUAUGAGAGCAGAGCAGUGUGAGAAAGUGAUCCUAUCUGUUAGAGGUCAGUUAGACUGUGUGCCUGAGUGAGUCUGACUGACAUUAUUACAGUGCCAGAAGCAUUUAGACAUCCAUGCCAACAUCUCCAUGACAACUCUGUCAAAUCAUGUUAUCAUUAGUUAGGUCAGCUAACCUCAACUGAAACAUCCCACGCUGACUCAUCGACUGGCUAGCCUGGGUGCCAGCCAGUCUAUUUCACCGAAGUUAGGCACAGCUCUCGUUCAUUUUAGAAACAGCUGUUCUGUGAUUUUCCUAUGGUUUUUGGCCAGUUAUGGUGGUUGAUGUGCUGUCCACUCACAUCCCGGACUCUAUUAGUUAUUUAGAAGACUCUACCUUGGAUAUUGUUUUGUAUCAGGUUUUGCCUAGCAAGUUCAUUUCUCCUGUGACUUUUGAAAAAAAAAAAGUUUGGUCAAAAGCUCGUUGUAAAGAAUUACGAAAGAUAGUUUGAAUAAGGAGACUAUUGCUGAUUAUCUCUCUCUUUCUUUGUCUCUCUCUCUCUCCAGUUGGACUUCCCUUUGCGAUCCUCACCCCUCAGCACAAUCCCUUCAAAAGGGGUUUCUUCUGUAAUGAUGAGUCCAUCAGAUACCCCCUGAAAGAGGACACCAUAUCCUAUCAGUUACUGGGGGGAGUCAUGAUUCCUUUCACACUGAUUGUGGUAAGACAUUACCUCUGCCCUGUUCUCAGAUAUUCUCUUAAAAAUAUCGGCAUUUGUGUUUUAAAGGUUUGUGGUAAAACUACAAUUAUAUGAGACAAUAUGUUAAUAUAUUCAAUUGACCUCAGUUAAAGAUCACUUUCUUGCUUUUACAGGUGGUCAGUGGUGAGUGCUUUGGCGUCUAUAUGACUCGUCUCAAGACCAAAUCAUCCUUGGGGACUAACUACGUGGCGUGCGUUUAUAAAGCAGUGGCCAGCUUCCUAUUCGGGGCUGCUGCUAGCCAAUCACUGACGGACAUUGCCAAGUACUCGAUUGGUCGACUGCGGCCCCACUUCCUGGCUGUGUGUAAGCCUGUGUGGGACCGCAUCAACUGCAAGGCCGGAGGCUACAUCGAGAACUUCACCUGUACCGGGGACAAGAACAUGGUGGAUGAGGCCAGGUACAGUAAGGGCUCCUCGGGUUACAUCUCAAAGCCUGGGAUACAUCCCAAGAGAAGGCAUUGCUGCAAAAUCAUAACUGCAAAAUCUUAACUGGGAAAUGCGAGCUCAAAUGGUGUUUGCGAUGCUGUAGCUUCCCCUAAUCUAUUUUGUCUUUUUUUUUUUUUUUAACAGGCUUUCCUUCUUUUCUGGUCACUCAUCUUUCUCUAUGUACUGUAUGCUGUUCCUUGCAGUAAGUAUAGUAGAUCAUUGUUACAUACGUACAGGGAGGCUACAACAGUUCCUUCGUCCCUGAGCAAUAGUUCCCUUUCAUGAUGUUGAUGGUGUCCUUCUGCCCUCUCUUGUAGCUGUACAUCCAGGCCAGACUGCAGACAGAGUGGGCCAGGCUCCUCAGACCCACCAUCCAGUUCUUCCUGAUCGCAGCGUCCGUCUAUGUGGGGCUGUCGCGCGUCUCCGACUACAAACACCACUGGAGUGACGUACUUACUGGCCUCCUGCAGGGGGCGAUAGUCGCAAUACUCACGGUGGGUAGCUAGCUAUAGGCUAUGGUUUAAUACAGCAAUGAACAGGCUAACACCAGGGGCACUGGCACAAGCCCAGCCAAUUAAGAUAAAAACAUAAAGUAAAUGUAUAGGCACUGAAGUUCAUUACUCACAUUGACACAGGUACUGUAGCUAGUUAUAAUAGUGGGCACAUGAUGUUACUGCAUUCAACAGUGCUACAUCAUUUCCUAUCCAAGCAAAUGCUGCAAUGUCCUGUUUGGCAAGGCAAUGACAAGUUGGCUGAUGCAGAAACAGACUGGCACCCAGGCUGAGAGAAUGUCCAUUUGUUCCUUCGCUAACAAACCAUGUAUUCCCUUUCCCUUUCUCAUUCCCUUAGAGACAACAUCACAUACAUUCAUGGUUAUAUCACUGUAAGUUGUUUUCUCAGUUUCAGUCUCCAUUGUAUAAAGAAAAAUAAUGUCCUCUGCUCUACCAACACAGGUGUUCUAUGCAUCUGACUUCUUCAAGAGGCCUGUUGAUCCAGUAGAGAUACAAGAGGAGACAUCCCAAACCAGUCUCCAGGACAACCCAGAUAAUGAGAACCACUAUGGAAGCACAGACUGA